This is a messenger RNA of Macadamia integrifolia, 3818 nucleotides long. Its product is annotated as disease resistance protein RPV1-like. Lineage: Eukaryota; Viridiplantae; Streptophyta; Magnoliopsida; Proteales; Proteaceae. The record is from RefSeq and is a predicted model, not a curated record. The transcript has 5 exons. Bases 137 to 3739 code for a protein of 1200 amino acids. Gene Ontology annotation, molecular function: ADP binding; protein binding. Gene Ontology annotation, biological process: defense response; signal transduction.
AGAGAGAGAGAGAGGGAGAGAGGGAGAGAGGGCGACCUUUUUUCUGGAUAUCGUUUUGCCUCGUCAAACCUCCCACUGGUGGUUUACAGAAACCCUUAACUUCUCAUCUCUCUUGGGUUGUUGGUUCUCUCCUACUAUGGCUUCUUCCCCUCACCAGUGGAGUUAUGACGUCUUCUUAAGCUUCAUAGAUGAAGAUUUUGGUGACGGUGAUGAUGAUGACUCCAGUAAGAACUUCAUUGACCAACUCUAUGAAGCUUUGAUUCAGAGUGGCUACCGUAUCUUCACAGACGAGGACGAUGAGCGCAACCUCGAAGAGCAUAUCACCUAUAAAUUCCUAAAAACCAUUGAAGAAUCGAAGGUUUCGAUUGUAGUCUUCUCCAAGAACUACGGAUCUUCCAUAUGGUGCCUUGAUGAACUGGUGAAGAUGUUAGAAUGCAAGCAUGAGAUAGGUCAAACUGUUCUUCCCGUUUUCUAUGAGGUGGAUCCGUCUCAUUUUCGGAAACAGAAUGGGAUUUUGGAGGAACCUUUUGCGGGCUACGAAGAGCGAUUGAAAUCGGAGAUGGAAAAGGAGAAGGUGAACAGAUGGAGGAAGGCUCUCACUGAAGCUGGGAAUCUGUCCGGUUGGCAUCUUCAAGAUGUUGCAGACGGGGGUGAGACUAAGUUUAUCAAAGCGAUCGUUGAAGAGGUCUCAAUGAAAGCAAAAGAAAGACACAUGAAAAUUGACUCUCAUCUAGUUGGGAUAGAUUCCCGCAUAGAAGCCAUAAAUUCUUUAUUAAGUGUUGGUUCUAAUGAUGUUCGUAUGAUCGGGAUCUAUGGUAUUGGCGGCAUGGGUAAGACAACCAUUACCAAGGCUGUCUAUAACCAAAUCUUACAUGAAUUUGAAGGCAGUACUUUUCUUGGAAGUGUUAGAGAAAUUUCUGAACAUCAUAAUGGUCUACUUCAUCUGCAAAAGCAACUUCUUUCAGAUAUAUUAAUGAAACAAAACAUACACAUAAGCAAUGUUGAUAGAGGAAUCAAUGUGAUCAAACAAAGACUUUGUUUCCGAAAGGUUCUUGUUGUUCUGGAUGAUGUGGAUCAAUCAAACCAAAUAAAUGCAUUAGUUAGAGAGCGAGAUUGGUUUGGCUUGGGAAGUAGAAUCAUCAUAACAACUAGAGAUCAACAUUUUUUGAAUGAGCUCGACGUGGAUGGAAUAUACAAGGUUGAGGGAUUGGAAGCAUAUGAAUCCCUCCAACUCUUCAAGUCCUAUGCAUUUGAAAAGGUUCGUCCUACAAGACCUAAAAAGGAGCUUACAAAAAAAAUAUUGAUUUAUCUUGGCGGGCUUCCAUUAGCUCUUCAGGUAUAUGGUUCAUUUCUACACAAAAGAAGCAUAGAUGAAUGGACAAGUGCAUUAAAGAAGUUGCAAAGAAUUCCGAAUGAGGAAAUUCAGGAAAAACUUAAACUAAGCUUUGAUGCUCUUGACAGUACGGAGAAAGACAUAUUCCUUGACAUUGCUUGCUUCUUUAUUGGAAUGGACAAAGAUAUUGUAAUUAAAAUACUUGAUGGUUGUGGUUUAUUCCCAGAAAUAGGAAUUGGCAUUCUCAUGCGUAGAUCACUUCUAACAGUCAAUGAAAAGAAUCAGCUUGGAAUGCAUUACCUACUUCAAGACAUGGGAAAGGAAAUUGUUCGAAAUGAAUCUCCUAAUGAGCCCGGAAAGCGUAGCAGAUUGUGGCUUCGUGAAGAUGUAUAUGAUACGUUGACGAAAAAUGCAGGUACAGAAGUAGUUGAAGGUGUGGUCUUAAACUACCACCAAUCAAGCAAAGUAUGUUUGAGUAUUGAGGCAUUUACAAAGAUGGAAAGAUUACGAUUGCUCAAAGCUAAUUAUUUUCAGCUCUUGGGAGCUCAUGAACAUUUUCUAAAUGAUUCAUCCUCUUCUAUGGGGAAGAAACUUCUGUUCAAGGAGUUAAGAUGGCUGUGUUGGCAUAAAUUCCCUUUAAGAUCUAUGCCAAACAAUUUUCAUCUGAAGAACCUUGUUAUUCUUGACGUACAAUAUAGCAAUUUCAAGCAAGUCUGGAAGGGAAGCAAGCCAGAGUAUCUUGGAAAGCUGAAAGUCCUCAAUCUUGAUCAUUGCCUUUACCUUACGAAGACCCCCAACUUCUUGGGACUCCCUAGCCUUGAGAUAUUGACACUUGAAGGUUGUACAAGUUUGGUUGAAGUUCACAAAUCGAUUGGAGAAUUAAACAAUCUUCUCAUUUUGAAUCUAAAAGGUUGUACAAACCUUCAGAAAGUCCCAAGAAGCAUUUGGAAUUUGAAAUCUCUACAAAGUCUUAUCCUUUCUGGUUGUUCAAAAAUCAAUGAACUGCCAGAACUGGGAAAUAUGGAAAGUUUAACAGAGCUUCUUGCUGAUGGAACUGCAAUAAGGAAACUGCCCAUUUCCAUUGGGCUUUUGCGUAACCUCAAAAGCUUGUCUUUAGGUGGAUGUAAAGGAUCACCAUCAAAAUCAUGGAAUUCAUUUUUCAGGUCAUUGGGACCACCAAGAAGUGAUAAUGCCGUUACAUCUUUGCCAUCUUCCAUCUCUGGUUUACGCUUCUUAAGACGCCUGAGUCUUAGGGACUGCAACCUACCUGGUAUGCUUCCCAAUGAUAUUGAGAGUUUAUCCUCAUUACAAGUGUUGGAUCUAGCCUUCAACAACUUUUGUGAGUUACCUGCUGGCAUCAGCCGCCUUCCCCAGCUUCAAUCCCUUUGGUUACAGAAUUGUACAAAACUUGGAUCACUUCCAGAGCUUCCAUCAAGUUUAAGGCACUUGGAUGCAGAUGGUUGCAUGUCCAUGGAAAAGCUAUCAAAUCUUGCAAGUGCAACCUCAUUACAGACCUUGGAUUUAACUCGAAAUAAUAUUUGUAGCUUACCUGCAGACAUCAAUGGCCUUUCUCAACUGAAAGUUCUUACAUUGAGAGAUUGCGCAAGGCUUCGGUCACUGCCAAUGCUUCCAUCAAACAUAAUCGCUUUGGAUGCAGGAGGUUGCACAAUGGAAAGACUAUCAAGCUUGGCAAACUUAAAGAAGUUACAAUCCUUGUUUCUUAAUAAAAGCAGCAAACUAAUUGAGGUGGAAGGCUUGGAGAGGUUGGAAACUACACCAACUAUUCACAUGGAAAUGUGCAAUGGUUUGGCAAACACUUUCAGGGAUAAACUCUUUCAGGUCCUCUCUCUCUCUCUCUCUCUCUCUCUCUCUCGGGAUCACCCUCAUAUUGAACAUCCAAGAUUUUCCAUGCAACAGGGUAUGAGUGAACCUGGUGUCAUUGACAUCUUUGUUCCUGGGGGAGACAUUCCAGAUUGGUUCAGCUACCAAAGUGCAGGGUCCCGCAUGUUUUUUGAGGUGCCUCCACUGUCUAACCACAAGAUUCAAGCCUUGAUUAUAUGUGCUGUCUACGCAGCAGGCGAAGAACUUGAUGAUACAACAGAGGGUCCUGAAGCCACUUUCAUUAGCAUGAUCAAUGGUCUAGAAUGGAGAUACAAGCCCUUGGUCAAUGGCGCUUUAGCAACAAAUCAGGAUCACAUGUGGGUGAGCAAUAUGGGAGAGGCAAUGUUUUUGGAUCAGUUGGAAGGAGGGGAUCAAGUGCAUGUCUCAGUAACAAUGGGUGACUGUAUCCAGGUGAAGAAAUGUGGGAUCCAUCUAUUUCAGGGUGAGAAAGGCCACAAAGAAGAUGAUGGAGGCAGGGGUGCAGUUGCUGCCGUUUCAUGGAGGAUCAAGUCCUUGAUAGGUUGACCAGGGCUUUGGCCCAAAAUGAACUCUGGAGCAUAGUAAAUACACAUUAUACACGUAUAAUACAUAUAAUAUUCACAUA